AUGGUCAAGUCUGACAUCCCCUCUGGCUCAAAGUCCAAGGGAAAAGGAAAACCCAAAUCAAUCCCAUCGGUCGAUGUGACACCAGCCAAAAAGAAGAGACUUGUCCGUCCAACCAGACAUACAAAAGAAGUGAUCGAUCUCACUGGCGACAAUGAUGCCGACCUCCACAAGGACAAUGAUCUGGUGGUCACGAGCGAUACCUUUUUUUCCGGACUUGGAGAAUCCGAAGCUGGUCCAAGCUCCAUUCCUUACACUCCUGAAUGUUUCACGCCGAUGAGAUCCAUUGUCUCUAGCAUCAGCCUCGUUUCGUUCAUGACGACGACCCUUGACACCACUGUAAUAUCAAACGAAACGGUAGUAGAAGAGAAUGUGACCAUUGCGGGUCCAGCAACCUCAUCAAGCACCGAUCCCCUCAUUCUCCCUUAUGAACCUUCAGAAACUUUAAAGUUUCCUCCAGUCGUCUUAAAUAUAAACCCUACACUGGCUGCGAAAGGGAAGAUACAAGCGGAGGAGUCGUAUGUGGAAGAGAAAGAAGACACAUUAUUGUUACCUGGACAUGUCACCCUCACCUCACCUCCUGGAUCAGAUAGAGGGGAUGAAAAUGAAGAUAUGGAAGGUCUACACUUUGUAGAUGAUGAUGUUGCCAAAGGCGUACCCCGAUACUUUGAUACCACUCCAAACACUCCUCAAACGGAAGAAGCAGCUUUUCUGGCUUCUGCCACUCGGUCAAAGAUAUGUCAAAACUGUAAAAGACCGGGACAUAGAAUGAACGCUUGUCCACAUACCAUAUGUACACUUUGUGGAAAAGAAGACGAUCACGAGAGACGUUUCUGUCCAAUUGGUCUUGUAUGCUUUAAUUGUGGUCAACGGGGGCAUAGAAUCUCAGAAUGCGAGGAACCAAGUUCAAAGACAUCGAGAAGACAUGGAUGUGCUAAAUGUGGAAGUAGAGAUCAUAUGGCUGCAGUGAGACAUUUAUCCCGUGGAUGUCCAAGUGUCUGGAGAGUUUAUUCGUAUCUUUCUAAAAAGGCUAGGGAAGCGAGUCGAGAAAAGAAAGCUCGAGUACAGGGUUGGGCGAAGGAGGCUGUGGGUGGAGAUGCGUACGAAGAGUGGUGUUAUAACUGUGCUCAACAAGGGCAUCUUGGUGAUGACUGUCCCUAUCGCAGAGGUUCUGUUUCACGUCUUACCGUCCCUUCAGCCUUCUCACGUCAAACCGCUUCACGAGGUCCAUACGGUAGCAUCGCUCUUCUCUCACACACUCCUAGAUCAACCGCUACACCAACUCACAAUCGAUUCCGUUCUUUCUCUCCUGACGAAUCUCCUCUUCCUUUCCUCCAACCUUCCAACGUACCCCUGGAAGUGGGUAGGAAAAGCAAAGAGAAAACCCGUCAGCGACUCCAAGCUUUGGCGAACGAACAGUCUAUCUCACACGAUUCAGACAUUGACGAUUGGUUCGAUCGUCCUCGACAUUCGUCUACCCUUAAACCUUCCGACGGUGUGGGACAGUCAAGAGGAAAGGGAGAAGAGAAAGAAGACACAGCCUUCAGUCAUAAGAGGUUUAUGAGUAAAUUGCCUAGUUCAGGACCAAGAAUGAUCUUUGGACAUCUCACAGGACCUGGUUUGGAAAAGACGAAAUCGACGUCACAGAACAGUAAGCCACCGAAUCGACAUGAAGGAUCGCCCGGAUCUGUUCCUAAAAGGACUAAGACGCCUUUGGGGAGAGUGAAGGAACAGGAUCACAGACCACCCAGUCCGCUGAGUGAGACGGGGGAUAAGAAACGGAGUGGGGAGAAUGGGGUAAAGCGGCGGAAAUCAAAGGACAAGGAGAAAGAUAGGGAUUGGGAAGGAGAAUGGAGAGCCAAGGGAUUCGGAGGCGGAUCUGUUAUCGGGUGGGAUGAGGAGUCGGAUAUCGACGUCAAGGCACGAGGUGGCAAGGAUACAACUACACAACCUCACAAGACUAGACAAAGAUAUCGAGGAGGGUAUUGA
Molecule: messenger RNA, 1986 nt
Organism: Tremella mesenterica DSM 1558
Lineage: Eukaryota; Fungi; Basidiomycota; Tremellomycetes; Tremellales; Tremellaceae
Exons: 6
Coding region: 1-1986 (661 amino acids)
Molecular function (GO): nucleic acid binding; zinc ion binding
Source: RefSeq, a predicted model, not a curated record